Cucurbita pepo subsp. pepo (vegetable marrow) is the source of this 943-nucleotide messenger RNA. Its product is annotated as zinc finger A20 and AN1 domain-containing stress-associated protein 1. Gene Ontology annotation, biological process: proteasome-mediated ubiquitin-dependent protein catabolic process. NCBI's taxonomy places the organism in Eukaryota, Viridiplantae, Streptophyta, Magnoliopsida, Cucurbitales, Cucurbitaceae. Gene Ontology annotation, molecular function: DNA binding; zinc ion binding. The record is from RefSeq and is a predicted model, not a curated record.
AUGGAUAGCUUGUUGAAUUGGUAAUUCAUCCUUGUUCCAUCAGCCCCUAAACCUCACCAUACUCGCCUCGGUUUUUCGCUGCGAUUCUUCGUCUCCAUUCCUCGUUCAGUCGGUGGGUUUUCUGAAUCUUCGAUUAUAUUCUAAUUCCGAUUCGAAUUUGUGUUCCAGAGGCAGGGUUUUGGAGUUUUGAGUUCCUUUGAUCAUCUCUUCGCUUAAGAGCGAAUUUGGUAAACUAUGGGUUCGGAACAGAACGAUGGCACAAGCUACCAGCCAUCGGAGCCGAAGAUCUGCGCGAACAACUGCGGCUUCUUUGGUUCUGCCGGUACUGAGAAUCUCUGCUCUAAGUGUUACAGAGACUCUCGAAUUGAAGCAGAGCAAGCGGCUUCGGCAAAAGCAGCGAUGGAGAAAUCCCUUCAGUCGAAAAUCUUAAAGCCGUCUGAAGGUAAUUCUCCGGUCGUUUUCACCGAAUCACCGGUGGAAUUAGCUUCAUCGACAUCGUCCACUGGAAUUCCCUUCAGCAGUUCCAACAAAUCGCCGUUGCCGGAUGUUCCUAACCGGUGCCGGAGCUGCAAUAAGAAGGUGGGAUUGAUGGGGUUCAGGUGCAAGUGCGAGAGAACAUUCUGUGGGAUUCAUCGGUACCCAGAGAAACACGACUGUUGUUACGACUUCAAAAGUAUUGGGCGGGAGGAGAUCGCCAUGGCCAAUCCUGUGGUGAAGGCCGACAAGGUCGAAAGGUUCUGAGUAGGGAUUUGGUAUGGAAGUGGGUAAAUUCUUAGUGGGUUUGUUGCUAUGAUUCAUCUUCUGGGUUCUAUUUUGCGUCUGUUUGUCUGGGCUGGUUGGGUUCACGGUGGAUUUGGGGAAGCUCUUUGCUUGGUUUGCUGGAAACUUAGCUACUAUGAUCAAUAAUAUGCAGUUUGAUUCCUUGCGAUUCUGGUUUCGUUUU